AUGCUUAUCCGAACCCAGAUCCAAACAUGUUCUGAGGUUAUUACAAUAGUGAUCCUUAAGUAGAGAACAUCUAAUGCUGCUAAAUUGUUGAAGAAGUUGCAGUUUUUUGUGAACCAAAUCCAAAUCCAAUGCUAGUUCCUUUAGUUUAGUGAGUUGCUCCAGUGCUAGUACUUCCUCCUCCACUUACUGAGGAGAAUGUUAGGCCAGGUGCUUAUUAUCCUAAAGAUGUUCCUGCUCCAAAUACCUUAUUUGGCUAAGAGCUUGGCACUGAAUCCAUUAAAGGCUGGAGGUGCUGGCUUUUUAUCUUGCUAAUCCUUCUCCUUUGACUAUGCUAAAAUUUUAUCUUAAUCCUUUUAACCUGAAAUAAUUGUGUUGAAUUCUGGUUUCUUUUAUUCUUCCUUUGGAUUGACUUAAUCAGAAAAUUAACCAAUCUUUUUAUCCUCAGGUUUUAAUUCCUCCUUUUUAGACUCUGGCUUUUGCUACAAAUCUAAGGGGCCUUUCAUUAAAAUCUUGCUUCCAAAUAAAAUAUUUUAAACGUCAUUUUAGAUUUCAUCUUAUUUUUAAUUGUUCAGAUUUAAUGUUCCUAACCCUCCUAAGCCAAAGCUCUCCUUCUUUUCCACGUUUAUUACAGUUGGCUGA
Messenger RNA from Stylonychia lemnae, 639 nucleotides. NCBI's taxonomy places the organism in Eukaryota, Ciliophora, Spirotrichea, Sporadotrichida, Oxytrichidae. The record is from the annotation of a GenBank genome assembly.